Phragmites australis (common reed) is the source of this 1383-nucleotide messenger RNA. Its product is annotated as gamma-soluble NSF attachment protein-like. NCBI's taxonomy places the organism in Eukaryota, Viridiplantae, Streptophyta, Magnoliopsida, Poales, Poaceae. The coding region runs from base 106 to 996 and encodes 296 amino acids. Gene Ontology annotation, biological process: intracellular protein transport. Gene Ontology annotation, molecular function: soluble NSF attachment protein activity; syntaxin binding. The transcript has 9 exons. The record is from RefSeq and is a predicted model, not a curated record. Gene Ontology annotation, cellular component: SNARE complex; vacuolar membrane.
CAGCGAAAGGCAGCCGUCCCAGCUCGACUGCUUGCCUCAGCAGAGGCAGCAGUCGUGAGAAUCUGGGCAGCGGAGCGGAGGAGAGGAGGUGUGGUGGUCUCGAUCAUGGCGAGCUCUUCCGACCCCGACAAGCUCAUGACCAAAGCCGACAAACUAACAAAAUUGAGCUUUACAAGGUGGAAUGCUGACUGGAAAAGUGCUACUUCCCUGUAUGAGCAAGCUGCAAUUGCGUAUAGGUUCAGAAAGGACAAUGAGAAAGCAAAAGAUGCGUUUGAGAAGGCUUCAAAAGGACAAGAAAUGAUCUCCUCACCAUGGGAUGCCGCUAAGCAUAUGGAAUCUGCUGCUGCUUUAGCAAAGGAGCUUGCACGCUGGAAUGAAGUUUCUGAUUUUUAUCGCAGAGCUUCAGAGUUAUAUCGUGAAUGUGGAAGACCACAACCUGCGUCUGAUGCUCUUGGAAAGGGUGCAAGUGCCUUGGAGGAAAAGGCUCCAGAAGAAGCUACCAAAAUGUAUGAUGAGGCUUGCUCAGUUCUUGAAGAGGAUGGGAAGGAGCAGAUGGCUUUUGACUUGUAUCGUGCUGCUGCAGCUUUGUAUAUUAAGCUUGAGAAGUAUUCGGAUGCUGCAGCAUUCUUUUUAAGACUUGGUGCAGCUGCUGAUAAAUGCAAUGCCAGUAACAGCCAAUGCAAGGCUUAUCUGAGUGCAAUCAUUAUCUACCUUUUCGCCCAUGAUUUUCAGCAAGCUCAGAAAUGCUACAAUGACUGCUCAGAGGUUCAAGCCUUCCUCAACAGUGACCAGAAUCGAUGUGCGAUGAAACUAUUGUCUGCAUAUGAGGAAGGUGAUGCUGAAGAAAUCAAACGUGUUGCUCAAUCAAGCAUCUUCAAUCACCUCGACCAUGUGGUAAUUAGGCUUGCAAGGAAACUACCGACAGGUGAUCUGCAGGCCAUCAAGAAAGCAGCUGAUGACGGCGAGGAAUCCUUGGACGAGGAUGACCUAACUUAGCACCGAAUUCCCCAGGAAACGAUGCAGAGAGCAAACAAGUGAGGAUUUGAAGGACACUCAUAGUAAUCCAUGGAUGAAUUGGAACAGUUGUAAAAAAAAAGUAACGUGAAUUACAUACUAAAACUUGUGGGCGGCAUCUGUAUUAUGAAAUUUGCCACGUUCAAUUCUGUUGUUGCCCUACAUUUGUACUGGUUUGGUGGUAUUGAUUUUUUAUUGGUGUCUAUCUUGCCUGUGCUGUAUGAUUUGCACAAGUUCAGCAUGAUGUACAUGUUGUAGAAGCACAAACGAAUUCCACAGCUCUGAAUGAUUUGUACCUGUCCAGCAUGACAAUUUGUCAGUUAUGUUACAUGUUGUACCAUUAAUGUAGACGAUGUGGUAAUUUACCUA